Molecule: messenger RNA, 1437 nt
Organism: Aethalodelphis obliquidens (Pacific white-sided dolphin)
Lineage: Eukaryota; Metazoa; Chordata; Mammalia; Artiodactyla; Delphinidae
Product: putative F-box/LRR-repeat protein C02F5.7
Biological process (GO): SCF-dependent proteasomal ubiquitin-dependent protein catabolic process
Cellular component (GO): SCF ubiquitin ligase complex
Source: RefSeq, a predicted model, not a curated record
GACUCCAUGAAGCUUAGGAUCCAAGAUGAACUAGAAGCCAGUGCUCUAGUCCCCUCUGACCUACUGUGCUAUCAGCUGGAGAAGGUUCCAAAGGCCCCCACCAGCACUAACAGCCCCCAAUGCCCAUUCUUUUUCCCUCAGAUGCUCACAUAUAUUCUGAGCUUCCUGCCUCUGUCAGAUCAGAAAGAGGCCUCCCUCGUGAGUCGGGCUUGGUGCUGUGCAGCCCAGAAUGCCCUUCGGGAGCAACCAGGCCUUACCUUCCUGGACCUCAGCGGCUGCUCAGAACUGGCUGACGGGGCACUCUUGGCUGUGAGCUGGGGCCUGCGGCGCCUGUGGCACCUGAGCCUGAGGAAGCUGCAGCGGCUGACGGAUGCAAGAUACUCAGCCCUAAGGGGCCUGCGGGAGCUGCAGAGCCUCGACAUGGCCGAGUGCUGCCUGGUGAGAGGGCGGGAAUCGGCCCAGGCCCUGGGCUUGGUGUGCGGAGCUCCACACCCACUGGCCUCCCUCAGCCUGGCCUACUGCUCCUCACUCAAGGACGCCUCAGUGCUCUCCCUGAUGCCAGCACUGGGCCCAAGCCUCAGGGUUCUAGACUUAUCCUCCUGCGUGGCCCUCACCAACCGGACCGUGCAGGCCAUCUGCACCUACCUCACCCACCUGUCAGUCCCGCACCUGGCCUGGUGCAAGGAGCUCCGUGACCGGGGGCUUCUGGGCUUGGGGCAACCAAGUGAGGAGACUCUGCAGGGGCCGCAGGUGUGGGACCCUCGAGGUCAUGGCAGGCGGGGCGGUCCCUGGGCUCAGCUGCCCUCCUGCCCCUCCUGCGCCUGUCUCUGGGAGCAGCUGAAGGCCAAACUCAGGAGGAAUCUGGGAAGCAGGGGCUUCCUCUCACAGCCACCCCGAGAGCUGGGCAUCGGGCCUCCAGCCGCAAAAGGACCCUUCUCCCUGGCCAUAGGGCCCGCCCUAGUCACGCUGCAGGCCCUACGGGACUUGGACCUCACAGCCUGCAGCAAGCUGACUGAUGCCAGUUUGACCAAGGUGCUCCAGGUCCCCCAGCUGAGGCGGCUGUCACUGAGCCUGUUGCCAGCACUCACAGACAAGGGCUUGCUGGCUGCGGCCAGAGGCUGCCCCAGCGUGGAGCGCUUGGUGCUGAGUCACUGCAGCCGCCUCAGCGACGAGGGCUGGGUCCAGGCAGCCGGCUCCUGGCCAAGGCUGCAGCACCUCAACCUGUCCAGGUGCAGUCAGCGCUCGGAGCAGUGAUGGCCUCCCUGCGGAACGCUGGGUUCCACUGGGCAGGCGUGCAAGCAGCUCCGGAUGGCAGAUGUGGCCAUGUGUCCUGGCAUUAGCAUGGCUUCCGUCAGGCGCUUCCAAGCCCAACUGCCUGAGGUGACCUGCGUCCAGUCCCGCUUCGUGGGAGAGGCUGACCUGACCCUAACACUCUGA